ACUGAUUCUUUGUUCAUUUUUUAAUUUCUAGGUGUUGGUAAAUCGUGCUUAUUGCUACAGUUUACAGACAAGAGGUUCCAGCCAGUGCAUGACCUCACAAUUGGUGUAGAGUUUGGUGCUCGAAUGAUAACGAUUGAUGGGAAACAGAUAAAACUUCAGAUCUGGGACACCGCAGGGCAGGAGUCCUUUCGUUCUAUCACAAGGUCAUAUUACAGAGGUGCAGCAGGGGCUUUACUAGUGUAUGAUAUUACAAGGAGAGACACGUUCAACCACUUGACAACCUGGUUAGAAGAUGCCCGUCAGCAUUCCAAUUCCAAUAUGGUCAUCAUGCUUAUUGGAAAUAAAAGCGACUUAGAAUCCAGGAGAGAAGUGAAAAAAGAAGAAGGUGAAGCUUUUGCACGAGAGCACGGACUUAUCUUCAUGGAAACUUCUGCCAAGACUGCUUCCAAUGUAGAAGAGGCAUUUAUUAACACAGCAAAAGAAAUUUAUGAAAAAAUCCAAGAAGGGGUCUUUGACAUUAAUAAUGAGGCAAAUGGCAUUAAAAUUGGCCCUCAGCACGCUGCUACCAAUGCAACACACGCAGGCAACCAAGGCGGACAGCAGGCAGGGGGAGGCUGCUGUUGAGUCGUUGUCACCGGCUAGCUGCCCAGUGGAGCCACGCACUCUGUCCCCCUCUUUCCUCGUGCCCAGCUGAGACAUGAAACUAUCCGAAAUGGCUUUAUGUCACAGGAGGCUUUAAUCCUUCAGAUUCUUGUAUAACUUUGAAUAAAUGGUUAAUGUUCACUUAAAAAGACAGAUUUUGGAGAUUGUAUUCAUAUCUAUUUGCAUUUGAUUUCUAGGUCAAUUGAUGUGAUUAUUUUUGUUAAAUGUUGUCUUGUGCCCUUGACUACGAGCUGAAUUGUAUUAAACACUACAAAGUCAUGGUGAGUAUUUUAAAUCAGUUUGUGUAGUUAGGUUUCCCAACAUCUGUGGUUACCUAAUGUUUAAUAUGAUAGGACUGUCCUCAGAAGGUCUGUCAGUUUUCAAGGAUAUGAGGAAAAGCAGAAGGACUCUUUGAAUUCUGUAUUUAUCAUUUGCUUUCUGUAUAUAUAGUUUAAUAACCUGCUUGGGUGUGAUUUGCCAAGCUUGAAGUCUAAUGCAUUUGCAUAAACCCUACACUGUUCGGAGCUUGAAGCUACAGAAGCAUUGUUAGGAAUUGCUUGGACACUGACUUGUAAACUUUUUGACAUCGCUAAUGAGCAUGCUCAUCUCUUGUCACUAGUCCAAGAAAAAUAAGCUUAUUGUAUUACUAAAGGCUGUGUGUGUGUGUUAACCUGUUUUAAUGCCAAAAGUUUGCUAUUUGUCCACAAUUUCUUGAGACAGCUUCACAGAAGGAUUUGUUUGCCUUAAUGAGUGCUGUUGGGUAAAAACAGUGUGGUGGGUAGGAAGGGCGGAAGCGGAAACCCCAACACUAAGUGACUCCGAGGGCACGCCAUGCCUCUUUACCUUCCCCAGACACAAUAAUGUUCCCUUCCAGUCACACGGUUUCUAAGGAUAUUUUUCAUGCAGGACAGUUUGUCAGCCUUGAUGUACAGUGACUGUGUAAAAUUUUUCUUUCAGUGGCAACCUAUCUAUAAUCUUUCAACUAUGGUAAGCUUACUGUCUGUUCUAAGGGGAUGUGAUGAAAAUAAAUCUACCAGAUGGAAAUCCUGUUGAAGUAGAAGAGCUUUAGUCGUUUGCUCUGUGGUGGUUUAUCCUUUCUUUUUCUCCCGUGGUCUAGAAUGGAAUUGUUUCAGCAGUGCAAAAUAAAAUCCUGUGUAUAAAAGCGG
Messenger RNA from Myodes glareolus (Bank vole), 1808 nucleotides. The record is from RefSeq and is a predicted model, not a curated record. Lineage: Eukaryota; Metazoa; Chordata; Mammalia; Rodentia; Cricetidae.